Molecule: messenger RNA, 1625 nt
Organism: Ricinus communis (castor bean)
Lineage: Eukaryota; Viridiplantae; Streptophyta; Magnoliopsida; Malpighiales; Euphorbiaceae
Product: receptor homology region, transmembrane domain- and RING domain-containing protein 1
Exons: 6
Coding region: 235-1134 (299 amino acids)
Source: RefSeq, a predicted model, not a curated record
CCAAAAAGGUAUAAAUAAAUACGACAUGCUAGCUACCCCUACCUCUUACAUACAAAACGCACCGUUUUUUCCUUUCGUACCAUUUCCCCCAAGAACACCAAACCGUCUUCUUACAGUCGAAGCUCUGAAGUGGCAAACAUCUGAAAAUUUCAAUAUCAUUAUCAAAAUCAACAUUAAGAAAUUGUAUCAAAUAUUAUCAUCGGGGGAAAAAGAAAUAAACACGGAGAGAGAGAAAUGAGAGAAGCCGAUUUUGGAAGAUUAUUAUUACUACUAUUGCUAAUUCUCUGUUACUUUACUCAAUUAAUUUCAUCCACUGUCGUUUUAAAACCCUACUUCUUCUCCUUCCCUGACCUCCCCGCGAAAUCCGCUGCUGGUCUGAAUAAGUCAGGUAUAUGUGGAGCGUUACACGUGGCAAAUCCAUUGGAUGCGUGUAGCUGGAUACGCAAUAAUGGUUUUGAGAUGAAUGAAACAGAGAAAGGAGUGGUGAGAUUUGCUUUAAUUGAAAGAGGUGGAUGUUCUUUCGAGGAUAAAAUUCGAAAUGUUCAAAAUGGUGGAUUUACUGCUGCUAUUGUUUUUGAUGAUAGAGAUAAGAGGAAUUUGGUUUACAUGAUGAUGAACCCUGAGGGCAUCAAGGUGCAUGCUGUUUUUGUUUCAAAGAUAGCUGGUGAAAUCUUAAAGGAGCAUGCUCGAGGGGAAGAAGGCGAAUGUUGCAUUUACCCGUCUCAUAGUGAUACAGCUUGGACUGUUCUAGCAAUAUCAUUUCUCUCCCUGCUUCUUAUAUUAGCUUUCAUCAUGAUAGCCUUCAUCUUGCCCAGACACUGGCUAUAUUGGCAGGGAACAAAUUUUCAUUGCAAUAGUGUGGGUGUAAGGAUGCUGGAAGGGUUUCCACGAUUUACAUUCCCCUCUGCUCAUUUGAAUCGCAGCCAUAGUGGAGAAACGUGUGCUAUUUGCCUUGAGGAUUACAAAGAGGGGGAAACUCUUAAAGUUCUCCCUUGCCAACAUGAAUUUCAUGCAAGCUGUGUAGAUUCAUGGCUGACUAAAUGGGGGACAUUCUGCCCAGUGUGCAAGUUCGAUAUGAAAACCAAAUGUAUAUUUUCUGAGAUCAAGAGGGGAAUCUGGCUUCAGAAUCAAUGAAUCCAGCAGGUGGUUUGACUAGCUUUUUAAUCAGGCCUUCUGUUUAUCAGGGAUUUCAACUGAACUGCAUUUUACGUUUGUCUUUGAUCCCAUGUAUCUGUGAAGUUUUAACUGGACAUGUGAGGCUCACUGCUGCUGCUGGUGGUGCAUAUUUUGUCAUUCACAGCAAACUUACUGUAGGUGUUGUGCCAUUGAAGCUCCUCCACUGCUUCAAGCUUAAAUAUGUUGAAAUAAAAAAUUGCAUAUAUUGUUUCCAUUGAUGUUUAGUGGCGUGAUCCAGAUAUGAGUAUCGGAAAUAUCAGUUGUAUAUACGAUUACAUGUACAGAUUCCACUUGUAAGCAUUGUAUUAAUCAUCAUGUACUAUAGUUACAUUAGGAUGUUAUUUUUUUGCAAUUCUGCAUUUAUGGAUUGCCCGAGUGCUGGUUGUGAUACAUUGGAAGAUUAUUUGUUUAAUCUCUUCAAAAAGUGAAACUCAUUGAAUGCAGCAGAA